ACUUCACGACUGACCCACCGCCCGUCGUUGGUUUAGCUUGUGCCGCUUUGCCGGUGCAGGUAAUCGGUUUCCCCUCCAGUUCGGUGCCAAAGCUCCGGGGCUGCCCAUGAACGGCACCAUGGCCGCAUCCUCACACCGGAUAAUGUUGGGGCCGCUGGUUGCUUCCAUCGACCAGGGCACGAGCUCCACUCGGUUUUUGGUGUUUAAUUCAAAAACUGCAGAGCUCCUCAGCCAUCAUCAGGUGGAAAUCAAACAGAGCUUCCCCAAAGAAGGAUGGGUGGAGGAAGACCCCAAAGAAAUCCUGCAGUCGGUGUACGAGUGCAUGGAGCGGACGUGUGAAAAACUCACCCAGCUCAACAUAGACAUCUCGAACAUUAAAGCUAUUGGAGUGACCAACCAAAGAGAGACCACACUUGUUUGGGACAAAGAGACGGGGGAGCCCCUCUACAAUGCAAUCGUUUGGCUGGACCUGCGGACUCAGUCAACAGUUGAACGUCUAAUUAACAAGACCCCAGGAAGGAAUAAGAACCACUUAAAGCAUAAAACGGGGCUCCCAAUCAGCACUUACUUUAGCGCAGUGAAACUACGCUGGCUGAUGGACAACGUGGACGAGGUCCACGAAGCCGUUGUGUCUCACCGCGCCAUGUUCGGCACUGUGGACUCCUGGCUCAUUUGGUGUUUGACAGGAGGCAAGACAGGCGGAGUCCACUGCACAGAUGUGACCAACGCCAGCAGAACCAUGCUGUUUAACAUUCACACUAUGGACUGGGACCCAGAGCUUUGCAAGUAUUUUGGUAUUCCCAUGGAGAUUUUGCCCCGAGUGAGGAGUUCCUCAGAAAUCUACGGUCUCAUGAAAAUAUGUUCUAGCCGGAAAUCUGGAGCUCUCUCAGGUAUCCCCAUUUCAGGGUGUCUUGGAGAUCAGUCGGCAGCGCUGGUUGGACAGAUGUGUUUUCAGGACGGGCAGGCGAAAAAUACGUAUGGAACUGGCUGCUUUCUCCUGCGAAACACAGGACCUAAGCCUGUCAUGUCCGACCACGGUCUUCUGACCACUGUGGCAUACAAACUUGGUCGGGACAAACCUGCCUGCUAUGCACUAGAGGGCUCUGUGGCCAUUGCAGGAGCUGUGGUUCGUUGGCUGCAGGACAAUCUCGGGAUCAUCGGGUCGUCUGAGGAGCUCGAGAAGUUGGCUGCAUCAGUCGGUACAUCCUACGGUUGUUAUUUUGUUCCUGCAUUUUCCGGUCUUUAUGCACCUUACUGGGAGCCCAGUGCAAGAGGGAUCAUUUGUGGGUUAACGCAGUUUACUAAUAAGAGUCAUGUGGCGUUUGCUGCAUUGGAAGCUGUGUGUUUCCAGACACGGGAGAUACUUGAUGCCAUGAAUCAGGACAGCGGCAUUCCACUAACUCAGCUCCAGGUGGACGGAGGAAUGACGUCAAACAGGCUGCUGAUGCAGCUGCAGGCAGACAUUCUUUGUAUUCCUGUUGUGAAGCCGUCCAUGCCUGAGACCACAGCUCUCGGUGCUGCGAUGGCAGCAGGAGCAGCCGAGGGUGUGAGUGUGUGGAGUCUGAGCCCAGAGGACCUGAGUGAAGUCACCUCCGAGAAGUUCGAGCCUCAGAUCAACCCUGAAGAGAGCGAGUUUCGGUACGCUCGGUGGAAGAAGGCGGUUCAGAAAUCCAUGAACUGGGAGACGACAGAGCCUGCUGGUAAUGGAAACGGUGAAACUAGUAUCUUCAGCAGCGUCCCUCUGGGCUUCUACAUCAUGGGCAGCAUGUUGAUGUUAGUUGGUGCCAGAUACCUCGCAGGCCGUGACUAGGCUCGGACUCGUGUAGGCUUUGAGAGCAGAGUGGGACAAACACUCUUCUUGCUGGACCACCACUGGUACUCUGGGUUGCACCCUUUUUCCAAAAAGGCAUUCCAGGAGAGAGCUGCUCCUGCUGAAUCUUUCUGGAAAACCAGGACAAGUUUAAACUGGGAGGUUUUUCUUUAAUAUUGUUUUUAUUUGUUAAAGUUAAUGCAUUUUUCUCUGCAGCAGACAUCGGUACGUUAAACAUUAAUUUUAGCAGGGGUGUGCAUGCAGUAUUUCUUUUUCUACGAUGUUGAUAUGAGGAACAUCUGAGCUUAUUUAUGUAGUCGACAUUGUUGUAAUGUCCCCACCGCUGUGUGAAGUGAAGUUCGCCAUUUAAUUUAUCGCCACCUGUUGUUUAUGUGAUGUUGUUCUAUCCCUCCACUAUGCGCAACAGAGGAAGUUUAAGAGCACUUUAUAUUUUUGUUUUGUCUCGUGGGAGUUGUGUACUAACACAGUCUAAUGUAUGUUUUUUUCUAACACUUGGGAUUAAGGCACAGAAGGUUUAAGAAUGUAAAAUGAAAACAAGGGAGGUCUGAUAAUCUGACGUUGUUGUUUUUUUGGAGGAAGUGGUGAGCUUGUUCAUACUGUUUAAUGUUUUUAAACAGUAAAAAUAUGUAUUGUGUAAAGGAGAAAAGUGAUGAAGGGCAAUCAUGACUUGGCAGACAAUUUUUGGUUCACACAGGAAAUGUGAAGACUUAAGAAUAUACAUGUAUAGCCCUGUUUCCACCAAGCACUUUAGGUAUGGUACCUUUGGAACCAAAAGUAACCCUUCAGACAUGGCACCUAGACCCUAGCUCCAUUUAGUGUUUCCAACUCAUGCACUGAGUAACAUUACAAGUUAACGUUCCACCUUAAAAGUCGCCGGCAGUCUGCCCAGUGAAUUGAGUUGUUUUUUUCUCAUUUUACUAAUAAAACUCUCCACGAUAUGAACAGUGGUUACAUGAGCCUCAAAACCAGCCACAACUCAGCCCUGAGCAGAGUGACUGUCUGCUAUUGACCAAUCAACAGACUGCAGUGUUCACAGCUCCACCUUUUAGUAUCAGAUCUGUAUGCUAGGUACCCCGACAGAGGGGGGACCAAAAAUGGGGAUGGUACGGAAUGGUCCCAUUGGUACCAUCCACAACUUGUCACAGUGGAAACAGAAAUUCUCCCAAAGCUUAAAACCAACUACGAAGAUCAUUUAGGGACAAAAACUGAUGCAGCUGUUAAUAGGUGAUUUAUUUUGUAGACCAAAAUGUUAGUGUAGCUUUUAUUUAAGUACAUGGAUCUACACCCUGUAUGAUUUUUUUGUUGGGUUUUUUGUUUGUUUGUGAGAACUGUCUUUGGUUAUGAAACUGACCAAAAAUAAAAUCACUACUUUCCACAUAACUUAUAUUUUCUGGCUACAAAAAGAUUUAUUUAUCCAAGGAAAUUCACAAUUGUGUCACUGCAGUGAAGUUCAGCUUUUUUGUAUGAUAAAAUUAAUAUGGGAAUUAAUUUAAAUUAAUUAAUUUAAUUGUAAAAAUUUAUUUUAAAUUAAUUUAAAGGGAGAAAAAUAAAAGCAUAGAACCAAAUAUUGCUAAAAUAGUUCCCUUUUUGGUAUAGUCCUGGUUUGAGGAGUUAAGCUUGAUGUCUUUUUGUUCUGUUGCCGAACAUUUGUCAUAUUUGUCUUGGAUGGUGGAUAUGACUUGAUCCUUGAUGAAAGGUGGAGGCAGAACAGUUAUUUUGCUCAAGUGUGUUGGUUAGUGUGUAGGAUUCAGGGGCAUCUCUGGAAUAUAAUGUGAAUGACUUUGUUUUCAUUAGUUUAUAAUCACCUGAAAAUAACAUUUGUUGUGUUUUCGUUACCUUAGAAUGAGCCGUUUAUAUCUACAUACUUCCACAAAGUCCGCCAUGUUUCUACAGAAGCCCAGAACGGACAAACCAAACACUGGCUCUAGAUAGGCCCUUAUGUGAUUUUGUGUUGGCAGAUGGGAGAAGUCUCAGUUCUGCAACACCAUUAGAUGCCACUAAAGCCUUCACACUGGACCUUAAAGAAAUGGUUUUGUAUUAGCUCUGUAUAGUUUUGUGCAAGUGAAGGCAUGAAAUCACUGCGUUAAAAGUGCUCUCAGUUUACUAACGGAUGUUCAUGAUUGAAUUGAAUAAAAGGGAAAUGUCAUCUUGAGAAGAGAAGCUUUAACUCAAGUGUUUUACCCUGAAUUCAGAGACUUAAAAUGACGGCAAGCAUGAAAGCAAAGUGUGCUACCAACUCUCAUACACGACCUUUAACUGUGAAAUUGUUGGUUUUCGUGACGAGUCGUUUCAUAUCGAACAAUGAAAACAUGUCUCCACCCUUUUGCUGCUCACUCUGCAUGUCAUUUCCUCCAACUCCUUCACAGUGGCAUCGGCAUUAAAAGGAAAUAACGCAAAGCAGUACUGCUCUGAUUGAAAUGUAUAAAAUGAGGAAACAUUUUGUGCUAAUGUCAUCACCUCUUAUGUACAGAAACGUUUAUGGAAGAACAAAUGUCAUGAAAAAAUAAACUUUAGUUCUGAAAUUUA
Messenger RNA from Epinephelus moara (kelp grouper), 4357 nucleotides. Its product is annotated as glycerol kinase-like. Lineage: Eukaryota; Metazoa; Chordata; Actinopteri; Perciformes; Serranidae. The transcript is spliced from 21 exons. Bases 107 to 1810 code for a protein of 567 amino acids. Gene Ontology annotation, molecular function: glycerol kinase activity. Gene Ontology annotation, biological process: triglyceride metabolic process; glycerol-3-phosphate biosynthetic process; glycerol metabolic process. The record is from RefSeq and is a predicted model, not a curated record. Gene Ontology annotation, cellular component: mitochondrion.